Molecule: messenger RNA, 1509 nt
Organism: Helobdella robusta
Lineage: Eukaryota; Metazoa; Annelida; Clitellata; Rhynchobdellida; Glossiphoniidae
Exons: 7
Coding region: 292-1032 (246 amino acids)
Biological process (GO): positive regulation of protein autophosphorylation; positive regulation of cell population proliferation
Cellular component (GO): membrane
Molecular function (GO): growth factor receptor binding; growth factor activity
Source: RefSeq, a predicted model, not a curated record
UAUAUAUUAACUAAUAAAAGUUAACAAAUCAAUAUAGCAAAAUGAGUAUUUGGAUAGCCACUGUUGUUGUUUUAGUGACAUCCUGUAAUGUUUAUACAUUGACGCCGACUGAAAAGGAUGCCAUCAGAACAAUAAAAGAUAACAAACGUUUUUUCGAACAAUUCGUUAACGAGAAGACGAUCACCGAUGGUUCGUCUGCAGGUUAGUUACGUAGCAUUCACGGUUUAUUGGACCGGUAACAUUUUUAUAUUUUAUUCAUAAUAAAUUAUUUGUGAUAAUUAACUUAUAAUAAUGAUAGUAGUAGUAAUUAAUAAUAAUAUUACUUUCUCAAAUUAUGAAAUUAUUUCAAAAAAACUGUUCAAACAUUUACGACACCAUGAAUUAUAUUACGCAGGAUCAGGAACUAGUGGCUAUGACGAUAUUCCGGAGUUUGCCAACUGCAACCUGAUAGACGUUCCAGUGGAUAUCGCCCAGCCAGCAGCGACAGCCGAUGGGGAAGACAGCGUGGAGUUUCAUUGGCCCCCGUCUACGGUUCUGCCCCGUUGCAUGGGUGGGUGUGUUCUCAGGAACGAUGCUUGCAAGGCGUCUAGAAUUGAGAAGAAAAAUAUUAAUGUAAGAAAAGUAAAGUUUGUGAAUGGGAAAUAUGACAUCAUAGGGUCUGCCACGGUAGAGGUGGUCUACCAUAGGGCCUGCGACUGCGCGUGCAAACAGGCAUCCUCUGAUUGCCACCCCACCAAACAUAAUUAUACUGAAAGUAAAUGUAGUUGUGAUUGUAAGGAACAGAAAUCCUGUUCCUCCUUGCACCAAUGGAGCAAAGCGACCUGCAUGUGCCUCUGUAGACAAGUUGCUGAAUGCCAGGCCAAUGAAAUUUUUAGCCACGGCACAUGCAAGUGCGUAAGAGACACUUCACUCGGUGGGGAUUUGGCUUCAAUUGCAAACGUAAACUUGGCCCAAAUUUGUGCUAGAAAAACCUGUCCUAGCAAUCAAAUACUGGCCCUGGUCAGCAACCCUUGCGUCUGCAAGUCUCCUUAAUAAUAAUAACAACAAUACUAAUAAUAAUGAUGAUGAUGAUGAUGCUGAUGAUGUUGAUAAAAAAGAAAAUUAUUUAUUCAUGUAUCUGAGAUUUGUGAUUCAUUUGUCGAUACCUACUGCUGAACGUUUGUGAAAAAAUAAAUUAACCGAUUUUAUGGAAGUUUAUUGCUUAGUAUUUAGGUAUAUCUAUUCAUUUUUUUUUCGUUUGUUUAUUUAUUCAUUCAUUCACUCAUUCAUUCUUUCAUUUAUUUAUUUAUUCGUUCGUUCAUUCAUUCGUUUAUUAAUUCAUUUUUUCGUUUGUUCAUUCGUUCAUUCAUUUUUUCAUUCAUGCAUUUAUUCAGUCAUUCAUUCGUCUGUUCGUUCAUUCUUCAUACGAUUGUUAUCCAUUGCCAAAUUAUUUUAUUGAAAUUAUUGUACUGCAGAAAUUAAACGAAUUUAUUUAUAUUUUGAGAACACUUGACAUCUUUUGAAAAAAUU